This is a messenger RNA of Parnassius apollo (apollo), 213 nucleotides long. The record is from the annotation of a GenBank genome assembly. NCBI's taxonomy places the organism in Eukaryota, Metazoa, Arthropoda, Insecta, Lepidoptera, Papilionidae.
AUGACAGUACACAUGAAAAAUGUAAAACCUACAACUGUGGAUCUUGCAGUGUUGCACAAUAUUGCAAUAGGACAACAGGAUUCGGUACCAGAUAAUGAUGGUGAACUCAAUGAAAUUGUGGAUGCUGAACUUCUACCUCAAAUUGGUGAGGCCGGAGGAAGAGACUCCAAUAAUGCUCUUCUACGAGCAUUUAAUGAUAGGCAUUUUAGAUAA